Erigeron canadensis is the source of this 1108-nucleotide messenger RNA. RefSeq names its product NDR1/HIN1-like protein 1. The record is from RefSeq and is a predicted model, not a curated record. Gene Ontology annotation, cellular component: plasma membrane. NCBI's taxonomy places the organism in Eukaryota, Viridiplantae, Streptophyta, Magnoliopsida, Asterales, Asteraceae. The coding region runs from base 79 to 921 and encodes 280 amino acids. The transcript has 2 exons.
UCCCACUCUCUUUCCCUUGAUUUCACAACCCCCAUUAAAUUUCCAGUUACCCACUUCCAUUUAUCAAACUAGUCAACAAUGGGAGACACAGCUUACCCUCAAUCCAAACCACCAUCUACCACCACUCCAACCACCAUAAAACCACCACCACCACAACCACCACCACAAACCAAAAACCCGAACCUAAACCGACACCCAUACCGUCCCAACCCAAACAUUUACCACCGUAACCGUCGCAAAAGCUACUUUUGCUUAAUCUGCUUCUGGUCAAUUUUAAUCUUAAUCUUAAUCUUAUUACUCGCGACUAUCGCGGGCUGCAUUGUAUACCUACUUUACCGCCCACACCGACCCACAUUCGCAAUAAGUUCACUUAAAAUCUCACACUUUAAUUUAACAAACAAUGCAGAUGACACGACUCAUCUGACAACGAACAUGAACAUAACUUUGUCGACAAAAAACCCAAAUAAAAAAGCCGUGUUUUAUUAUGAUCCGUUUGCGAUCACCUGUCUUACUAAAGACACACAUAUCGCAAACGGAUCGUUUAUUAAUUCUUUUACAAGUGACCCGAAUAAUAUUACUAUAAUUCGGGCCUCAUUGUUUAGUACAUCGUUACUACUAGAAACUAGUACUAGUAGACAAAUCUCAUCAGAUCUUAAAAAGAAAAGUGGGUUGUCAUUAAAAAUAACACUUGACACGGAAGCUAGAGUUAAGAUUGAAUCCUUAAGAACCAAAAAAGUCGGGAUUCGGAUCGAAUGUGAUGGUAUUCAUAGCCAGAUUCCGAAAGUUAGCGGUGGUGGCAACGGUGGUGGUAAGAAUAAGACGGCAUUGGUACCGCCGACCGCGGUGGCAGCUAAUGUUGGUGAAGCUAAAUGUGAUGUUGAGCUAAGGAUUAAGAUCUGGAAAUGGACUUUUUCGAGCUAGCUAUAUAUUUACAAGGUACACUAAUUGUAAGAUAGUGUUGGUGUUGAUGUGACUAUCUAUACUUCUAAGGGGUGUUUGGUAGGGUGGAAAUGGAAUGAGAAUCACUUCCCUUUUUGGUUACACAAGAUAAUGAAAAUGAAGAGGUAGAAGGGGAAUCAUUUUCAUUCUCAUGAUUCCUUCCAAAAUG